Messenger RNA from Erigeron canadensis, 1704 nucleotides. Its product is annotated as BTB/POZ domain-containing protein At5g17580-like. The transcript is spliced from 2 exons. NCBI's taxonomy places the organism in Eukaryota, Viridiplantae, Streptophyta, Magnoliopsida, Asterales, Asteraceae. Bases 1 to 1704 code for a protein of 567 amino acids. The record is from RefSeq and is a predicted model, not a curated record.
AUGUCACGAUAUUCUGUUUCAAAAGACAUUCAAGUCCCUGUAUGCGGAAUACCAUACAACUUAAACAAGGAUCUUCUUGCUGAAAAAUCAUCGAAACUUUGUAAGCUAUUUAAAGAGAACCCUGAUGAAGACAUUUGUAAUCUAUUCUGUGAUAUUCAUAUCAACCGCCAUACUUUUGAGACCGUUGCAAGAUUCUGCUAUGGUUUCCCUGUCCACUUCACACCUGAAAACGUCAUUCCAAUUUCUUGUUUGGCUGGCUAUUUGGGUAUGACAGAUACCCAUUGCUCGCACAAUCUCCUGAAUCAAUCUCUAUCGUUUUUCAAACACAAAAUUCUCACUGGCUGGAAUGAAUCAUUGAAAUCAUUAAAGGCGAUAGAUGAUCACUCCAUUCUUCAACAAGCAGUAAACCUUGGUCUUGUUGAUGGUUGUAUGGAUUCCCUUAUCAAUAAAGCUGUUGAUAAUCCUCUUUUACUUGGCGAUCCAAUAAAGGCUCCAACUUUUGAUGAUGAAGAUGAGGACGAUGAUGAUGAUGAUGGUCACAGGUUUGAUGGAAACGUUUACAAUCCAAAUGCUAAACGACAACUCUUUGUUCUUGAUUGGAAGUCAGAAGACUUGAGCUUAACUGAACUUCAUCUUGAAUUUUAUGAGCCUAUAAUCCGUGCGAUGAUUCAAUCCAAAGUGGGCUCCAACUACAUUGCAUCAAAUCUUUAUCAAUAUUUCAAAAGUUGGGUGUUUUUUGAACCAAAAGAAACUGACGAAGAAUCAUCUUCUUCUGAAGGCGUUUCUUCUUCUAAUUCGAAAAGAUUAGCCAUUGAAGCAAUCGAAAGACUUUUACCCCAUGACCGGGGGAUCCUCCCUUGUGCAUUACUAUCAGAAAUGCUUCAAUACGCAACUGUUUUAGAAGCUAACGCUAACUGUAGAGAAGGGUUUGAAGUGAGGAUCGGGAGGCAACUAGAUUUAGCAACGAUUAAUGACUUGCUGAUACCAUCUCAAAGCUAUUCAAGAGAUGAAAAGUAUGAUACAGAGUGUGUUAGAAGAAUCUUGAAGCAUUUUUACAGCAGUUUCAACGGGGAAAACCAAUCCGGGCUCUACAUUGUGGCUGAACUUCUUGAAGAUUUCUUAAGUGAGGUAGCCAACGACAUUGAUUUGAAAAAGGACUCGUUUAUAUCACUUUCUGAAAUGUCAAAUGCUGCAUCAGAAGGAACACAAAAAACCUCAGAUGGGAUAUAUCGGGCCAUAGACAUAUACUUAAAUAAACACAGAUAUUUUACAGAAUCCGAACGUGAAGAGAUUUGUGCUGUUAUGGAUUGCAACAAGAUGUCACAAGUGGCAUGUGAGCACGCAGCACAAAACGAGAGACUUCCAGUCCGUGUAGCGGUUCAGGUUCUGUUUGUAGGUCAGUUACACUUAAGGGAAACGAUCACUAAGGAGGCAGCAGGGUCAGAAGAUGAUUCAAAAAGGCUUACAGAGGUCAGAGAGGAAGAGAAAGCAAAGUUAGAAUUGGAGAAAAUGAGUAGUAAGGUGAAGGAACUUGAGAAAGAAUGUCUUGUGAUGAGGAAGGAGAUCCAAAAAGGUUAUUUAAGGAAAGCAACGAUGGAAAGUGAGAAAACAAAUGUUUGGCAGGAUAUGAAGAGGAAGUUCGGGUGCUUAUCAAGCCUCAACCACAAUAACUGUCAUGUGAAAAAGAAGGUUCAUCCAAGGUAG